Metarhizium brunneum ARSEF 3297 is the source of this 5358-nucleotide messenger RNA. RefSeq lists its product as uncharacterized. The record is from RefSeq and is a predicted model, not a curated record. NCBI's taxonomy places the organism in Eukaryota, Fungi, Ascomycota, Sordariomycetes, Hypocreales, Clavicipitaceae.
AUGGACUAUUCCAGCCUUCGUGCCGCAGCCUUGCGGGACGGAGAAGACGAAGAGGCAGUCACCGUCGAUACCCGCGCUCUGAUAGACAAGGUCCUCGCCAGGUAUUCUGGCGAAUGGACCACCCUCCGAGAACUUAUCCAAAAUGCCGCCGACGCCCAGGCCACGACCGUCAUUGUGAAAUGGGAGACCAUCCCUUCCAUCCAAGUCCCCCUACCGAACACGACGAAUCGAUCCGAACUGCUAAAACAUGCCAUAGCGAACCAUACUUUACGGCGCCUGGUCGUGCAAAAUGAUGGCCAGCCGUUUACAAAAACAGACUGGGGUCGGUUGAAGAGGAUUGCAGAGGGCAACCCCGACGAAACCAAGAUCGGAGCAUUCGGCGUCGGAUUCUACAGCGUAUUUGCUGACUGCGAAGAGCCCUUUGUGAGCUCCGGAAGCGAAGCCAUGGCGUUCUACUGGAAGGGCAACUCUCUCUUCACGAAAAAGUCUCAACUGCCCGAGGACAAGGCUAGCAGGAAUACUGCCUUUGUAUUGGAUUACAGGAACACAACGACCCCAUUGCCGAACCUCCUCUCAGUUGGUCAGUUUCUUGCCACGAGCCUGACCUUUGUGGCCCUGCAAAAUAUUGAGUUUUGGAUUGACGAUUAUCAAAUAUUAUCCUUGAAGAAGAAAUCCUCUCCUCCUGCAGACCUGUCUUUGCCUCGAGACCUGGAAGCGAGGACGAAAGAAGGCCUCAUGAAGGUCAUUGGUGUUGACAGGACCAGAACUCAAAUAGAUGCCUCAUACAUGAGUGUUAUCGGGUGGAAACCACAAACCACGGCGUCAAAUGCAAAAAAUCCAGAUUCAUACAGCUCAAGCGAAGCGCCAUCUCUUCGAUCCUUUUUUGCACGGCUAACCGCAACUGCCUCACAGGCCGGAUUGCGCUCCAAGGCGCAGAGCGAGGAUAAUCUGGUGCAGCCACAAAUUGCCGAGGAUGUGACCAAGCCGAAUACAUCUACAAUAUUCUUGAGCGCCACUUCCGCCUCCAUACGAACCAAUGUGUCGUCUUCUUUUGCUUCUGAACUCGAGAGAGCCACCAAGAAGCUUCCGCCGAAGACAACAAAGAUCUCCGUCCUGACGGCGUCAUAUGACGAAGCUGGGGCGUCUGGGAGCUCCGCUACUGAUGCCGCCCUUCUAAAGGCUACAGAUGUCUUCGCUUCCGUUCUGCCGAAUAAGAAGCCCGGGGGCCGUAUUUUUAUUGGAUUUCCAACCAUGCAGACAACCGGUGCUGGGAUGCAUGUCUCGGCACCAUCAGUCAUUCCGACCGUGGAACGAGAAGCCAUUGAUCUUAACGCAAGAUGGGUCAGGACCUGGAACGUGGAGCUCCUUCGAGCAGCUGGAAUUGUGACCAGAUUGGCAUUUUCCAAUGAAAUGAACGAUUUGAGUCGCAGGAUGCAAACAGCUGUCGAAAAUGGCAAGAAAAUUUCCGACACCAUCAUCUCCAAGUUUAUGCCAGAGGCCCUCCACACUCUGAAAACGUUCACAUUCAGUGACUCGACACCUAGCAAUCAGGUCGGUCAGAUAAUGGAAGAAGCCUUUUGGACAUGUUUCAAUAAGGCGUCCAUUGAAAUGUUCUCCAGCCAAGGUGUGCUACAGACCACACAUGUUCGCCUCGGAUCGGAUGAGCUCAAUGGUUUUGUGGAGAGCAUUCCUGUUAUCCCCGAAGAGAUGAAGAGCUCCCCGUUUGUUAAGAAAUUGAUAGACUUUGGCCUCAUAUCUCACAUUACGGUCACUGAUGUCAAGAAGGAGCUUGAAGCAAAGGCGCUGAGCAAAUCUCAAAUGAUCAAAUUCAUCUCCUGGGCAGGAAAGAAGAGUUUGAGCGGCGAGCUCGACCCUGGCAGUAGAGCCGCAUUGCUCGAGGUUGCUGUUGCGACGAUGGGUGACGGAGAAUCCCAAGGCGGCAUUGUCGCACUUGGCAGCAUCACAAACUACUUGAGUCUAAGCAUCAUUCCGGCGCAUAUGCCAAUACCACCAACAACUGUUCCGUUCUCUCUCACGACCAACUCUCACCAUUCUGAACUUCAGGCUCUGGGUUGGGAACCACUAGAGGUCCUGCCUUGGUUCCGCUAUUUACUAGAAACGACGAACCAUAGACCAGACGAGGAGAGCGUGACGAAAUCUUCAAAGUUCGCUGUACAGGUGCUCAUUAUUCUUGCCAAGAACUGGGAUACAAUCGCCAACAAGGAUAAGACGGCCCUGGCCUCGCUGGUUCAAAGCCAUGCGGUAAUGCCUACCAAGCUGGGUUUGAAACGACCCGGGGAAUCAUUCUUUCCGUCUGUCAAGUUAUUUGAUGACCUGCCCAUUAUCCAAGGAUGUGAAAAGGUCAAGGAUAAAUUCUUGGUAGCUGUUGGUGUGCGAAAGACAGUAGACCUGGAAACUAUUUUUACACGACUACUGACCCAUUCUGGCGACAGCAGUCAGAAGAAAUGGAGUCAUAUGGAGCUUAUCAAGUACCUGGCUUCUGUACAGAAUGAUAUCCCUUCUGAUGAUCUCAAGAAAUUGACAGAAACAAGAUUCUGCCCUGCCGAAGCGGGGCCCAAAGGAAUGGAAUCAACAGAGGCAUCAAAGUCACUGUACAAAGUGUCUGAGCUCUUUGAGCCCAAAGACUCACUUCGUGUUCUCAGACUUCCCAUUCUGCAGUGGCCAGGCCCUCCUGGUAGCUUUCGUGCUAGCAGUCCUGAGGCGAGAUUCUUGACUGUGCUUGGAUUGCGGGCGUUUCCCUCCGUACCAGAACUUGUGGAAAUGAUGGCAGCCAAAGAUGAUGCAUUGCGCAACUCGGCCAUGACCUAUUUUAUUGCAAAUCACCACAUUAACCGGUACGGAGUGUUUGAUAUGAGCGAGGCCCGCAAGCCUAUUCUCCCCUUGCAAGGCAGUACACAGCUUGUAGCACCUUCAGCAUGUUUUACGAACGAGAGAGCCGCGGUUCUUGGUUUCCACAUCCUUAGAAGGGACCUUCAUGACCACGCAAAUAAAUUCGGUGUUGCCCGUGAUCCUCCAAUGGUCGAUUGCGUCAACCGUCUCCUAGCCAGUCCGCCCAAAGACCAGCAAUCGGCCACCACCUUGUUUGGCUACUUUGCCUCUCGGAUUAGCGAAGUCCGCGAAAAUAGCCUAGCCAAGCUCAGAAAUUCUCCUAUUGUGCCAGUCUCGAGGCCAAGCAUGGUUGGGUCAUCCACGACGUCUAGCGAGAAGGUAUCCUACAUCAACCCAUCUCGGGCAUAUUUGGGAAAGUCUGUAACAUAUGGCGAUAUUUUUGACUUUGUCGACUUUGGCCAGGAAGCGAACUCGUUCCUGUUUCACUGUGGAGCAAAGAGCGAGCCUACCAAGCUUGAAGUUGCACAUAUGACAUGCACUGAACCUGCGAGGCUACUCAGCGUGCUGCAAAGCCCAGAGAGAUACAUGGAUCUCCUCAAAUCUCUUGCCGAAGCAUCGUCCACUCUUCAUCGCGACAAGGAGCUGUGGCGCAAACUAAGGAUGGCCCCUUGUCUGCUGGCGUAUAAGGAAAUAGCGCCGGCAAACAAAGGCGAUUUGAUAGACCUGGACGAGGAUGAAACACCAAUCAAGCAAUAUCAGCUGGCCUCGGCCAGUCAAAUUGUAGUCGUGGACGAUAUUAUCAGCUACCGGCUGUUCAAGGAAUACUUAGUUUGCGCCCCAGAAGAGGACGCCCUGGAAACAUUUUAUCUCCAACUAGGCGCUGAGAAGCUUAGCAGUAUCGUCCAGGAAGAUGUACGGAUUGGCCCACAUACGGCUAAGCUGAAAAAGGCAGAACAACUUCGGAAGCAUGUUGUGGAGAGAUCAAAAAUCUUUCUCUACGAGUACGCAAGCUAUCGACGCGAUGCUGUCAAGCACGACGCCAAGUGGCUCGAGAAGAACUUUCGUGUAGAGAUGGUUCGCUCCGUAGCUCUGCGCCGCACAUUGAAAGGGCAUCGACAAUCACAUACAGAGAAACGUUCCGCGGCUGGUGCCUAUGAGGAUCGAGCCUGGGUCUUGUACGUCGCCGAUGACAAUCAGCCAGAUAUGUACCAAGUAGGGCAGGCCGUCUGCCAAAUGCUCCUGAACCGGCCGAACCAACAAGCCUACCUAUUCUUUGAACCAUUCCUUACAUUGGACCUUUUUGGUCUCCGGGCACGUGGUUACAAUGUGGACCGUAUCCUCCGUGCUAAAGCUGCCGAGGCAAGGAUAGCGGAAGAGGAGAGACGGAAAGCACUACAAGAAGAGCAGAAGAGGAUCCAAGAAAGGGAGCAGGAUUGGGCCCAACAGGGGAAAGCAACCGACGAUAGCAAGAUUCGCGAACUCCCAAGCGCAGCCGAGGCAGCCAGGCAAGUUGCUCGCACUCCAGAACAGCCGGCCAAACCGAUUAUGCCGGGUGCAUGGGGCUCACCGGAUGAUUCUGCGACGGACAACUCACAGCAGUCAAGGAAGGGGGGUGGUCUGUUUUCCAGCCUCAGUCGCAAGCUAGGAUUUGACAGCCAAGAUGGAAGUAAGGAUGAAGCCAAGAACCAGCUGGAACAAUUUAUAGAGAACAACACCACGCAAAACGGGGCUAUUUCAUCCACUGGACCGCAGCAAGAUGAUGCCAGACGCCCCCAACAAGAUGAUGGGCGGGUCACUAGUCCUGCUGUAGUGCAGCAAAAUCUCCUCAACGCCGUCAAAGCGACUCGAGCCCACGGAUCUGACCAUGUCUUCUCGGAGCCCAAGGUCAACCAGGUCAAGGAACAAGCCACAUAUUGCGAUAAAGCUCCGGCUCAAAACAUCACGUUUGCGGCAGAGUCUUCUAAUGGAAUGAAGGUAUAUGUAGCAAAGUCUAUGCAAGGCGACGCAGCAACCUUCUUGUCGGCCAACACCGGCCCAAUCAAUUCCUUCGCGUCGCUGCUAGUCGAGAUUGGUGGCAUCUACUCGGUGUCGCCCAAGGUUUUGCACAUAUUCUACGACGAAUCAGGGGGGACUAUUGCAUUUAAUACGGGCGGCAGCAUAUUCUGUAACUUUCGGUUCUUUCUACAAUUGCAUGCUGCACAGGUCCAGAGUGGAAGCGGCAAAGCUGAAGCUGCUACCUGGUGGUGGGUUGUGCUGGCUCACGAGUUGGCUCACAACCUUGUGUCGCCACACAAUUCGGAUCACAGCUACUAUACGGAGUCAUUUAUCCAGCAAUACAUGGCAAAGAUGGUUGCCAAGGUCACGCAAAUGGCUGGCACCGGACCACCCCCCGCCGUGCCACCACACCUUCCCCGACUACCGGCUCACGCCGCUUCUGCUCAAUCCGAAAUGCCGCCGCCGCCGCCAUAUUCGCUCAAUUCAAACAGGCGGGAUAAUAUGUUUGGUUGA